CUUCGGAUAGUGCAACUCUUGGAUAAACUGUUAACUUUUAUGACGUUUCUUGAUCUCUACGCGCCAUCAGGUGUAUCAAAUUACAAUUUAAUUAAUUAUUAUUGUUGUCAAUUUUUAUAAUUAGUUUGUUAAUUUUUUUGUUCCAAAUUGAAUCAUUACCUUGUUUUAAAUAAAUAGCUACUUUGCAACAAUACAUAAUGUGUUAUGUUUUGAGUUGGUAAAAUUCUCGUCAACUUUUUAUGUGAAAUGACUAAUUAGCAGUAAAAAAAAGACAACAACGAGUACUUAUGAUUUUAGACAGUAAAAAUGUUGAGUAUGAAAUAAUUGAUAUCACAGAACCUGGUAAAGAAGAUGAUAAAGAAUAUAUGCAGACUAAUGCUAAUCCAAAAGACAGUAAAUAUCCAUUACCUCCUCAAAUAUUUAAUGAAGAAGACUAUUGUGGGGAUUAUGAAGAUUUCGAUUUAGCUAAUGAAAUUGAUGAAUUAGAAAAAUUCCUUAAAAUUAUUCCCCUUGAUGAUUCGGCCGAUGAUAAUAUUGAAGAAAAUAAUAUUGCAAGUAAUAAUGUCAAACACAGUAGAAACUCAUCCAGUCGAGAGGUUUCUAUGGAUAAAGAAGUAAGCGAUGUACAUUCAGGAAGUGAAAUGGAUGAGAGGGAAACUCCAAUAACCGAUGAUAAUGAUAUAGAAAAAUUAAAACCAUCUGGUGUGGAUGACUCAAAUAAAUCAGUAGCAGAAGAUAUGGAUCAAAUAGAUGAAAUUGGAAAUAAUAAUCAGAAAUCAGAUGAUGAAGAACAAGAAGAAUAAAUAAUGAAUUGCCUUGUCGGUAACUUAUUCAAAUAAUAGUUUUAUUUUUCAUAACUUAGGAUUUACAAUCCCGGUGGUAAAUAUUUUCUGUUUUUCCUUAACCUAUUUAAUUACUCUUUACAAUAAAGUGUAAAAAACUUACUGCCACUAAGUAAUAUAUGGGCUCAAUAAAGUUUUAUAAAUUAUUAUUGAAAGUGCAAUGAAGCACGAUGAUGCAAUAUAAAAUCUGUUAGAUGUAACAAAAAAUUUUUGUUAAUUUAAACAAUCGAAUUUCUUUUAAAUUUUAAUCUACCUAAAUAAUUUUAUUUUAAUUUUUUUUAUACUAUAUAUAUUUAUUAUACGUUGAUAAAAUUGAUUUUA
This is a messenger RNA of Microplitis demolitor, 1163 nucleotides long. RefSeq names its product SH3 domain-binding glutamic acid-rich protein homolog. NCBI's taxonomy places the organism in Eukaryota, Metazoa, Arthropoda, Insecta, Hymenoptera, Braconidae. The transcript has 5 exons. The coding region runs from base 288 to 803 and encodes 171 amino acids. Gene Ontology annotation, cellular component: cytoplasm. The record is from RefSeq and is a predicted model, not a curated record.